Penicillium coprophilum is the source of this 2910-nucleotide messenger RNA. RefSeq lists its product as uncharacterized. NCBI's taxonomy places the organism in Eukaryota, Fungi, Ascomycota, Eurotiomycetes, Eurotiales, Aspergillaceae. The transcript has a single exon. Gene Ontology annotation, molecular function: protein binding. Bases 1 to 2910 code for a protein of 969 amino acids. The record is from RefSeq and is a predicted model, not a curated record.
AUGGACCCUAUGGAACGGUUAUACGAAGUCUUACCCGGGGGAGACAUCGUCCACCCACCCCCAUUUCCAAAGCGGCCAGAUGUUUUUGUUCAGGCGCCACUAGCGCCAGCAUUGACCGAAGAUGAUGCAUUUCUUGCCCGUCGAUUCUGGCAGCAGCCCGACGAAUCCCUUGGACGUGCAUGGAAGGCCCAUGCCAAUCGACCUUAUACACGAGCAGCCGACGAAGAAGAAUCAGUGAUGCAUGCGUUAGCUCACAAUGUCUAUGAGCACCUGAUGAACAAUCCACUUCUGCCCGUCUCGCGCGAGGAUGCACGAGCCAGAUUCAGAGAAGAGGGCUUGAACGAGACAUACAACGGCGUGCAAGGGCUGGACGCAAUGAAACAAAAAGUCUUCGUACACGGUCUCAACGUCAGAGACCCGGAUCUUUGGACGAAAGAUGCACUCACAGAAGAACUGAAAUUGAGGGGUCUGAAGACAGAUGGGAGGAAAACAGACUUACAACGUCGUCUAUGGGAAUACGAAUGUGAUGAGCGCUUUGGGUUCUCGAAGCAAAGCAACCUGAGUCACUGGGGUAUCCAUCGCGAGCCAAGGCCUGUAAUGAACCCUGCUACGAAAACAGAUAUGUCUGCGCUUGAGAUGUAUACUGCGGCAAUUAAACUGAGCCCGUAUAAUCCAACUUACUGGAACAGCCGGGCGUAUUGCCAUUAUCUGCUAGGUCAUUUUGAUCUCGCCAUUGGGGACGCCUAUCGCGGAGAACUUCUCUGCGAAGUGCUAACCACGGCAACUCAAAGAAACAAACGCCCUGGGAUGUAUACCCGGGUAUGGGACGCCAUUCAGCAGCAUCUGAUGAUAGAAUUGAAGAUCAAGGGAGUCCCAAUGACAAGAGAGGUUCUGCAAAUGAGGAAGGCAAAUGGUGUCAACUAUUUUAUUCCCACUUUGAGGAACGCCCUUCACAGCAUCACCAGCCUCAGCCUCGCAGCACUGAAUUGUUGGGAUGAUUUCGAUGACCAUAUGCAGGGUCAACUCCAAAGACUUCUGCCAUACCGCGAUGCGGCAGUCCCCAAAAAGCGAAUGACAGUGAGCGCUCGUGUGAAAGACGAGAUCGCACAGAGGAGAGAAAAUCCCUCAGCGCUUCAUCCGUCUCUUUAUGGACACGAGUGGAGACGAGGAUGGAUUUCAGGUGCCGAUAAAUAUCCAUAUGAUCAAGCAGACGUGAGACGCGAAUCGCCAUAUUUCAUCACUGCACUCAAUGCAAAUAUUUUCACAGUGAAUCCCAGUGCCGGGAAAUCUCCCCAGCGGAUAUGCCAGGUGCAACCCCUCACAAAGGACAAUUCCUUCAAUGGGCUAGGGGUCUUUGCCACUGAAAACAUCAAAGCGGGAAGCAUGAUUCACUACGAGGAACCCGUUAUUCGCGGAAAUCUCAUCCCCAAUAGGCUGCUUGAUGAUGAAAGUGAGGACCCCCUGCAUGCCCCACGAUGCGACAACUGCCAAACAGUGAUUGACCCAGAAGAGGUUCGGCAUAUCGAGGACAACUGGGACUCCAUUCAUAAUCCGGCACCCGAUCCUGUAUGGGGACACCCGCCUGAUUGUGCUUGUCUUGAUAUGAUUUGCAAAUGCACGGAUGUAGGAUAUUUUAGAGCGACCAAGGGCGGUCUGUUGUUCUGUUCUUCCAAUGACGCCACAUCAGAAGGCGUGGCUCCCCAUUGCUUGGCCAUUGCGCGUGAAACAUACCAUUUCCCAGAGUUCUGUGGCCUCGACUGGGGCUGGUUACACGAUUCCAUGCGACCUAAUAAAGUGACGUGGGCGGGAUCGCAGUAUUUCACCCACACCAAUGAACGCCACGGGACUGUUUUGAGUCUGCUCUUGAAGAGCGUACUUGAAAUCACGCUCCACCGCCGGCAAGAAGACCCAAAUCUCCUCGCUCAUGAGAUUAAUGAACUCCUCGUUCUCGAGGCAGGUACCGACACGAAUGAGCCGUGGAAAGAUACCUGGUUUCCUUUCACCUUGGCCGGUAAUAUCCAGAUACCCUUUGAUAUUCUCUUCAACCUCGGAGUGGACAUCUUCUGUGACCUCUCGUUUGAUACUUGGGUCAUUCAGACCGUGUUGCGGAAGUUGCUAGUCAAUGCUGUACCUUGGGAACAUGCGCGACGAGGUGCGAAUCCAAUGUUCACAGACCGAGAUGGUCCCAAGCCGGUGCUGCAUCCAACCCUACAAAGUAGAAUGAAAGACAAGAACGAAAAUCUCUCGGCUAUGGAACCAUCCUUUGGGAACUUUUUCCUCUUCCCUGGGUUAAGUAUGUUCAAUCAUUCUUGUCGCCCUUUUGAGAACGCAUUGUGGGGAUACGAUGGCAAGGUCCCCAACCGCGUAGUCGUCUGGGCGAAUAAGGAUAUCAAAGCCGGGGAAGAGAUCCGAGUUCCGUAUCAACGUUAUAGAAUCGCUGACCCAGUUGGAGAAGACUUUGAUCUCAAUAUGCACGCUGUGCAGCUGUUCGGAAAGAAUUGCGAGUGUCCCAGAUGUCAAGGCAGAGGGUUUGUUCCUACUGUUGAUAAAGGGGAGGCCACCCCUGUCUCCAACAGCAAUGGUGCCGAGGACGAUGGCACUGUUGAUUGGACCCCGGGUCCAGUAACCAUUCCCCCCAAGCAGGAAUAUUGGAGCGGUGUUCUUGGACAGGAUAAUUCCGAGCUACAGGAUUAUUUGAGAGAGUAUCGGGAUAUUGUGGAUGAUAUUUAUGAUAGAUACUAUGAUCUCGAUGACCCAAACCCCCGGGAUGAGGAGGAAGACGAAGAGGAAAGAUCUGAUGGGGAUGAGGCAAAUGAUGUUGAGAUCAACGAUGUCAAGGCCGAGGGAGGGAAUAGGGAUGACAAUAGUACCAGAUCUACGAGCGACCAGUGGAAGUCUUGCGAAUCCUGA